AUGAGCCAAAACAUUAUUAAUCAGAAUAAAUGGAACCAAACAGGAUGGAGGAUCGAGCAGCAAUAUGGCAACAAAGUGCUGCUGGGCAAUUGGGCUGAAGAUAGACUGCAAUUCACUCAGGAGCCAAAGAUAGCCAACAGCACCAGUCAUGUAGACUACCGGCCCCAUUGGGACUUUAAACCAGACGUCUUGGAGAGAAGAUCUGCCCUGCUGAGAGCUGAGGGACUUCCAUACAAGAUGAUGUUUGGUCAUCAUUACCCGUCACCCUCAGAUUUUUUGGCAACAGAGUAUAAGCAAAGCUAUGCAAAAAAAUACAACAAUCAUUUGCCAACUGUGAGACACUGGGGUCCAGACAACGUCACACCUGAGAAAUCUAACUGCUCAAAUUCUGCCUUUUCAGCCACCUCCGGCCCGCUGAAGUCUACAAACCACAGUUGUGAAAAACUGAAUUCACAACUUCCAGCACUGACUGUGUAUCAGUCGACGUAUCAAAGCCAUGCACUUGGAGCCUACUGCAAGAACCGGUUUGCCAGAGCAUCACGAACUCUCUCCAGCCAUCUGUACCCAACUAAUCACAUCAACAAGGACCUGGACCUGAGACAGCACUUGCUUCUACAAGUCCCCGAUGUUUGUUUCAGUCAGCAAAUGAUAAAAUAG
This is a messenger RNA of Nematolebias whitei (Rio pearlfish), 657 nucleotides long. RefSeq names its product chromosome 7 C1orf158 homolog (gene cfap107). The record is from RefSeq and is a predicted model, not a curated record. Lineage: Eukaryota; Metazoa; Chordata; Actinopteri; Cyprinodontiformes; Rivulidae. Bases 1 to 657 code for a protein of 218 amino acids. The transcript has 4 exons.